AUGAAGCUGAAAAAGCAGGUGACGGUGUGUGGGGCUGCCACCUUCUGUGUGGCCGUCUUCUCACUCUACCUCAUGCUGGACCGAGUGCAGCAUGAUCCCAUCCGGCACCAGAAUGGGGGCAACUUUCCCCGGAGCCAAAUUUCUGUGCUGCAGAACCGCAUCGAGCAGCUGGAACAGCUGUUGGAGGAAAACCACGAGAUCAUCAGCCACAUCAAGGACUCCGUGCUGGAGCUGACUGCCAACGCAGAGGGCCCGCCCGCCCUGCUGCCCUACUACACGGCCAACGGCUCCUGGGUCGUGCCACCGGAGCCCCAGCCCAGCUUCUUCUCCAUCUCCCCUCAGGAUUGCCAGUUUGCUCUGGGGGGCCAGCGCCAGAAGCCAGAGCUGCAGAUGCUAACUGUAUCAGAGGAGCUGCCAUUUGACAACGUGGACGGUGGCGUAUGGAAGCAAGGCUUUGACAUCUCCUACAGCCCGCACGACUGGGAUGCUGAAGACCUGCAGGUGUUUGUGGUGCCCCACUCUCACAAUGACCCAGGCUGGAUCAAGACCUUUGACAAGUACUACACAGAGCAGACCCAGCACAUUCUCAACAGCAUGGUGUCCAAGCUGCAGGAGGACCCCCGGCGGCGCUUCCUCUGGGCCGAAGUCUCCUUCUUCGCCAAGUGGUGGGAUAACAUCAACACCCAAAAGAGAGCAGCAGUCCGAAGGCUGGUGGGCAACGGGCAGCUGGAGAUCGCAACGGGAGGCUGGGUGAUGCCCGAUGAGGCCAACUCCCACUACUUCGCACUGAUUGACCAGCUCAUCGAGGGACACCAGUGGCUGGAGAAAAACCUGGGUGCAGCCCCUCGCUCUGGCUGGGCAGUGGACCCCUUUGGACACAGCUCCACCAUGCCUUACCUGCUGCGCCGUGCCAACCUGACCAGCAUGCUGAUCCAGAGAGUGCACUAUGCCAUCAAGAAGCACUUUGCUGCCACCCACAGCCUGGAGUUCAUGUGGCGGCAGACGUGGGACGCCGACUCCAGCACAGACAUCUUCUGCCACAUGAUGCCUUUCUACAGCUACGACGUCCCCCAUACCUGUGGCCCGGAUCCCAAGAUCUGCUGCCAGUUUGAUUUCAAACGCUUGCCGGGUGGGCGCAUCAAUUGCCCUUGGAAGGUGCCGCCCCGGGCCAUCACAGAGGCUAAUGUGGCUGAGAGGGCGGCCCUGCUGCUGGACCAGUACCGGAAGAAGUCCCGGUUGUUCCGGAGCAACGUCCUCCUGGUGCCACUCGGUGACGAUUUCCGAUACGACAAGCCCCAGGAGUGGGAUGCUCAGUUCUUCAACUACCAGCGGCUCUUUGACUUCCUCAACAGCAAGCCUGAUCUCCACGUGCAGGCCCAAUUUGGCACCCUCUCCGACUAUUUUGACGCUCUGUACAAGAGGACAGGGGUGGAGCCAGGGGCGCGGCCUCCCGGCUUUCCCGUGCUGAGCGGGGAUUUCUUCUCCUACGCGGACCGGGAGGACCACUACUGGACGGGCUACUACACCUCCCGGCCUUUCUACAAGAGCUUGGACCGCGUGCUGGAGGCCCACUUGCGGGGUGCGGAGAUCCUGUACAGCCUGGCUGUGGCUCACUCGCGCCGCUCUGGGGUGGCUGGCCAAUACCCGCUCUCCAACUUUGCCCUCCUGACGGAAGCUCGGCGCACGCUGGGGCUCUUCCAGCACCACGAUGCCAUCACCGGCACCGCCAAGGAGGCUGUCGUAGUGGACUACGGGGUCAGGCUUCUGCGGUCCCUGGUGAGCCUGAAGCAGGUCAUCAUCAAUGCUGCCCACUUCCUGGUGCUGGGAGACAAGGAGACCUACCAUGUGGACCCUGAGUCGCCCUUCCUCCAGAUGGACGAUACCCGCCUAAAUCACGACACCCUGCCUGAGCGCACGGUAAUCCAGCUCGAGUCCUCACCCAGGUAUGUGGUGCUGUUCAACCCGCUGGAGCAGGAGCGGCUCAGUGUGGUGUCCCUGCUGGUCAACUCGCCCCGGGUGCGUGUUCUUUCUGAGGAGGGGCAGCUCCUGGCUGUGCAGAUCAGCCUGCACUGGAGCUCGGCCACUGACAUGGUCCCCGACGUCUACCAGGUGUCUGUGCCCCUCCGCCUGCCGGCCCUGGGCCUCGGUGUGCUACAGCUGCAGCUGGGCCUGGACGGGCACCGCACCCUGCCCUCCUCCGUGCGCAUCUACCUGCAUGGCCGGCCGCUGUCCAUCAGUAGGCAUGAAGCAUUCCCUGUACGUGUCAUCGACUCCGGCACCAGCGACUUUGCCCUCAGCAACCGCUACAUGCAGGUCGGCUUCUCAGGCCUUACUGGGCUCCUCAAGAGCAUCCGAAGGGUGGAUGAGGAGCAGGAGCAGCGGGUGGACAUGGAGUUCCUCAUCUAUGGCACCCGCACAUCCAAAGACAAGAGUGGGGCCUACCUCUUCCUGCCUGAUGGCGAGGCCAAGCCCUACGUCCCCAAGGAUCCCCCUGUGUUGCGUGUCACCGAGGGCCCUUUUGUCUCGGAGGUGGUUGCCUACUAUGAGCACUUUCACCAGGUGGUGCGGCUUUACAAUGUGCCAGGCGUGGAGGGGCUCUCUCUGGACAUGUCUUCCCUGGUGGACAUCCGGGACUACGUCAACAAGGAGCUGGCUCUGCGCAUCCACAUGGACAUCGGCAGCCAGGGCACCUUCUUCACGGACCUCAAUGGCUUUCAGGUGCAGCCCCGGCGGUAUCUCAAGAAGCUGCCCCUCCAAGCUAACUUCUACCCAAUGCCGGCCAUGGCCUACAUCCAGGACGCACGGAACCGCCUCACCCUGCACACUGCCCAAGCCCUGGGGGUCUCCAGCCUCGGCGAUGGCCAGCUGGAGGUGAUCUUGGACCGGCGACUCAUGCAGGAUGACAACCGGGGCCUUGGCCAAGGUCUCAAGGACAACAAGAGAACCUGCAACCGCUUCCGGCUCCUGUUAGAACGGCGAACCGCAGGCAGUGAGGUCCAAGACGGCGUCUCCACCAGCUACCCGUCCCUGCUCAGCCACCUGACCUCCAUGUAUCUGAACGCUCCUGUGCUUGCCCUGCCCGUGGCCAAAAGGCAGCUCCCAGGCCCAGGUCUGCGCUCAUUCCAUCCUCUGGCUUCCCCACUGCCCUGUGACUUCCACCUGCUCAACCUGCGCACUCUCCAGGCUGAGGAUGAUGCCUUACCCUCGGCAGAAACCGCACUGCUCUUACACCGCAAGGGUUUUGACUGCGGCCUUGAGGCCAAGAACUUGGGCUUCAACUGCACCACCAGCCAAGGCAAGGUGGCCCUGGGGAGCCUUUUCCACGGCCUGGAUGUGGGUUUCCUGCAGCCAACCUCCUUGACGUUACUCUACCCUCUGGCCUCACCCUCCAAUAGCACUGACAUCUACGUGGAGCCCAUGGAGAUUGUCACCUUUCGCCUCCGCUUGGGCUAGGGCUUCUUGUGGCCUGAAGAGAACGUUUAUCCACAGAGACUGCCUCUUAACAUAAGAUCGGGUCGGACAAGCCACACUGGGAUCCUGUCCUGAUCUGCCUCAGAACUGUGACAGACUGGGCUCUCCCUCAUUUUCUGUUUAUUGUUGCUCUGUGUUUGGGGGCAACCCACCAGCCUGGUGUUGGAUAGACAGGGCAGAGGCUGGUGAGGGCCAGGAGAGGAGGCCCUCGGUCAGAGCGGGUGGUGCCAGACUUUGCUUCGGGGCUAUGGGCAGCUGCCCCCCUGAGCACAGGGCUCAACACCUUCUUUUUCCCCACGGGGGAUGUAGGAGAAGCAGGAACAGAAGAGGUGGGGGAGGCAGAGUGGUUGACACCAGCGUCAGGCGCCCUGUAGGCAAGAGCUGGCUCGAGGGGGGGUCCUGUGGUCUUGGGGAGACUCCAUGUCCUGGUGUGACAACAAGGUCAGAGGGACUGCAGGAGCAGGGGGCUCACACCCCAAGUCAGCAGUUGUGGGGAGGAGGAAUCUCUGUCCUAAGGGUCAGGAAGCCCAGCCGCUCUCUGUGAUGGCUCCUGAAUGCUACCCGUGAGUGUGCCCUGGCUGGGGGCUGCAGCAUAGCAGGAAGGACUCUUUGUAAGGACAAGAGACUGUCGUGGUCAGAGGUCAUAGGAUGCUUUGGGCAACCCCAUUCAAACCGGGCACUUGGUCUUUGUGAUUUGCGGGACGGUGGUGGCAAAUCCACCCUACCUGACUCCCCCUCUUGUUCCUUGCACCGUCCCCAAGAGUCUCUUCCUAUGAUGGGGGCUUGGGCUGGCAAACUUUCUUUCCUUGGAAAGAAAGUGAAGCCCCCAAGGACCCGUGUGCUUGGGCAACCCGAGGCAGCUUUCAGCACCAUCCCUAGCAAUCAGACCUUGGAGCGUCCCCUUUGGGACGUCCUGCCACUGAUGCAUCCAGUUCCUGGCACAAGGGGCCAGGACCGUAUAGAGUCAGGGAGGAGGCAGCUUUCAUUUCAGCUUUGAUUAAAUAGAGAAAAAUUUAUGAAAAUUCCAUCCCUUAUUAAAACUCUUUGUCAGUUAAGACUAGGAAAAAAAAAUCCUAAUUUAGAUUAAGGUCUCCAGCAUAUAAACCAACAGCUUCUGGCAUCCUAAAGGAGUGGAAGCCACUGGCAUUCCCAGCUAAGUCAGAAAGUAGCCAAGGAAUUGUAUUGUUUAACCUUGUUCUGGCACCACUGACCCUGUGACAUGGCGGCUGGUUGAGAGGGAGGAGGAAGAGUCCGAGCUGUCAUUAUUUGCAGAGUAUGAACUGCCCACCUGUGAAGCCUAAGAGGCAACUGAAGAGCUGACGUGAGCAUUCCGUAAGUCGACCCGAAUGAAAUACCUAUCGUGUUCCUGUAAAGAUUUUGGUUCUCCCCAAAUCAGCCCAUAAAUUCAAUGUAAUUUCAGCACAAUUGGAUACUUUUUGGAAUUUGACAAGUUCCAAAGAUCAUUUGGAAGAGAAAAUGUGUGAGAAUACUAAGAAAGUUUUGAAUGAUCAUCAUGAGUUUGGGGCAGUGGGUGAGGGUAAAGAUUUCCAAAAGGACCAUAAAGCCACUAUGAAUUAAAUCAGCGUGGUACUGGAGUGGGAUUAGACAAGCAGACAGAUAGAACAAAACAGAGUCCAGAAACAGACCCUGGUAUAUGAUAGAAUUUAGUAUAUGAGAAAAGUAGUGUUUCAAAUGGGGAAAAAUAGAUUGUUUAGUAAAUAAUAUAUUGAGAUGCUGGCUAUCUAUUAGGGUAAUAGUUAAAUCUCACGGUUUACACAAUUUAUUCCAGGUAGAAAGAACAAAAACUAAACCACAAAAUUACUGAAGAAAAUAUAGGCUAUCUUUAUACCUCCAUGGUGGGGAUGUUUUUCUGAAACAUAACAUAAAAUAUAAAAAGUCAUAAGGGAAAAAUGAAAGAUUUUAUCACAAUAACAGGUUUAUUUAUGAUGAAAAACAUCAAGGUUAAAACACAAAUGACAGAUUUGGCGAAAAUAUCUGCAACACAUUAAAAGUGUCAGUGACUGCAGUUACUUUAGCGAAAAGCUUGUUUAGGGUCCUUAGAGAAAGUCCCUGGAGCUGCCAGGAGCUACCUAAGGUGUCAUGGGGCAGGCACAGCCGCAUUCUUCGGGUCACCUAGGGUGGUUACUGCCCACGUCAGGCCUCAACUGUAAAAUGGGGAUAACAGUAUCUAUAUCACAGUACAAGAAAUGAGAUUAUCAAUGUGAAAUGCUUAGCAGAGUGCCUGGAACAUACAGGAGCUCAACAAGCAUGAGCUAUUACAUCAUAGUAGGUGUUACUUGCUGGUCUAAUACAAUUUGGAAUUAAAAUGAUAGGGGUAAUCUGUGACACCCUAGGAAUUAGCAGAAUAAAGGAUGUUAUCUUUGGACAUCUUAGAUGUGCAAUGAAAUUAUUCCUCUGCCAGGAACUAGUGUUGCUUAAUUGUACCUACCAGCCUUUGAGAACUACUUAAGGCCGCAUUGCUCAAGGUGCAGUCCGGAAACCACCUGAAUUGGUUGGAAAGCACAGAUUUCUGGCCUGUCUGACCAAGGCUGUUCCUUCAGCCUGGUUGCUAGAAUGAAGAUACAUGGAGCAGCCACGGCUACCCUGAGAUGAACGUGUGACAUGAGCAAGAAAAAAAAAUCUUGUUUUGGUAUGUAGAGAAUAAAAAAGCAGAUGCCUGGGUACAAUUUACUGAGCCAGUCUCUGGGAGUAGGCACCAGGGAGGCUCCCUGGGUGAUUCUUUGGCAUGUGUAAUUUGGAAACCACUUACUAUUAUGAGAAAACCAGGAACUUUAACAUAGAGCUGUGACAUUGAAGUCGCACAGUUCCUGGGGGUUAUAAUCAAAGCUGAAACCAGGACGUAACACAAGCAACUUCUGGUAGUUGGUAGAAUUCUUUCCCACCCUGUAACCCUCCAUCUACUUAUAGCCAUCAAGUUUUCAUGGAGAGAAAGGGCUGGGUGGCCAGGAGGCUCAGAAAGAGAAAAGCAGAUUCCGGCAAACUUUCAGAGCAGGGUUUAGUUUCAGAGUGAAACCCUGCUCUGAUUUAGCUUGGCUGAGGCUGGGCUUUAACUGUGGACACCCAUGUAGAGACAGUGACACCUUUAACCUCUGAUAACCCUGAAAUUGGCCUGCUUCUUUUGCUGUGGUUAGCUAAAAGACACUUACUGAGAAUAGAAGGUUCUGGGACUUCAGAGUCCUUACGGAAUAAGAAACUCAACAUAACCUGAGAAUGUCAGGAGACCGUAACCAGGCCUCCGAGUGCAGAGCACAGGCAAGAAAAUCAGGAGGCUGCGAACAAAAUGCAAGCAACCUAAAACAAUACAUUACAAAAUAAGUGUUUAGAACCACAAUUUAAAAAUACAUAGAUGGUGACGGCCAAAGGAGCAGGGUUGGGAGGAUGGUGAGGAGGGGGAAGAGGAGGCAGAGCAGACCGUCUCUCAAAGUGUGAAGAUAAAUGCAAAAUUUUAGAAAUUGACCCUGAGAGGUCCAUUCUGCAAGUGGACAGCUGUGUCUUUGCUGGAGGGUAUGAAGACAUUCUUGGGACCUGUGUUUUAGUUGACGAAAAUGUGGAAUGUGUGAAUGCAGAAGGCAGUGAUAAAACAGUGCUAAAAUAUAAAUACCAUACAAAGAAGAUGCUCAGCAUGAGGAGAACUGAAUGGGAAACACUGGUGUUUGUUAUAUUAUUCUUUGUACUAUUAUAUAAAUAUAGAGAUGUAAUUUUUAAAAAUUACCAGGAAAAAAUGCAAUUAUAAUUACAGAAAAAAGAAGGAAAGGCAAACAGGGAAGAAGGGAGGGAGGGAAAAAGAAAGAAAACCCUGAAAUCUGGACGCUCCUUGGUUCUCAAUUCUAAGAUGACAGCUGUUAAAAAGGAGUACCAUACCCUCAGGGUGACCAGGUGUCUCCCUGUCACUGUUAAUUCUCUGUCAGAAGUGAGACUUUUGGUUCCCAGCCCAGCAAAAGCCAAAGUAAGCAAGCAAGGAAGCUAUGAAGCACCCCAUCAUCACAGACUUAAGGUAGUAAUUUUGGCGGUGAUGCUAAUUUCCUGAUGAUAGUUGCUUUAGGCUAUAUAGGAGAAUGUCUGUAGGAAAAAUAAACCAAAGUAUUUAGGGGUGCUAGGGCAUCAAUCAGCUACUUAGUCUCAAAUGGUUCACAAGGAAAAAAGUUAUUUGUAUUGUGCUUCCAACUUUUCUGUGUUUCUAAUUGUUUAAAAAAAUAUUGAAUUAGAAAAAUAAA
This is a messenger RNA of Choloepus didactylus (southern two-toed sloth), 7706 nucleotides long. It is a transcript of the gene MAN2A2, whose product is annotated as mannosidase alpha class 2A member 2. The transcript is spliced from 22 exons. Gene Ontology annotation, cellular component: Golgi membrane. Bases 1 to 3453 code for a protein of 1150 amino acids. Lineage: Eukaryota; Metazoa; Chordata; Mammalia; Pilosa; Megalonychidae. Gene Ontology annotation, biological process: N-glycan processing; mannose metabolic process; protein deglycosylation. The record is from RefSeq and is a predicted model, not a curated record. Gene Ontology annotation, molecular function: carbohydrate binding; alpha-mannosidase activity.